GUCCUCUUGACUGAGCUCACAUGCUAAGCACAAGUCAGAACUCACUGGCACAGGGAUUAUGCUGUAUUUGUAUUCGCCUGCCGAGAAGCUGGGUUUUCACAGAGGGAGAAAGAAAGUUUGAACGCUUUGAACAAGCCCAGUUUGUCUGUCUGUUUGAAGUAGCAGAUGCUCGUCACUGGCGUGGCUCUUGAAAGUUCACCUCGUUCAAAGACUCUGGUGCUGGGGUUUUUUUUCAGUGCUGCUUGAAGUACUUGUGAAAAUUGCUCACCUGCAGGAAACAUGAGGUCGCAGUACGUCACAGCGCCUGCAGUCGCUGUUCUGCUGUUCCUGCUGUGGAUCCAGUCAUCAAUGGGCUGCAAUAAGGCUCUUUGUGCUAGUGAUGUCAGUAAAUGCCUGAUACAGGAGCUGUGUCAGUGCCGCCCUGGGGAAGGGAACUGUUCCUGCUGUAAGGAGUGCAUGCUCUGCCUGGGCACACUUUGGGAUGAGUGCUGUGACUGUGUUGGUAUGUGCAAUCCUCGCAAUUACAGUGACACACCUCCAACAUCCAAGAGCACUGUCGAGGAGUUGCAUGAACCAAUUCCUUCCCUUUUCCGGGCACUGACAGAAGGGGAUACUCAGCUGAACUGGAAUAUCGUUUCAUUCCCUGUAGCAGAAGAAUUGUCACACCAUGAGAACCUCGUUUCCUUUUUAGAAACAGUGAACCAGCCACAGCAUCAGAACGUCUCUGUUCCAAGCAACAAUGUCCACGCACCUUACUCUAGUGACAAAGAACACAUGUGUACUGUGGUGUAUUUUGAUGACUGCAUGUCAAUACAUCAGUGCAAGAUCUCUUGCGAGUCCAUGGGAGCUUCCAAAUACCGAUGGUUUCACAACGCCUGCUGUGAGUGUAUUGGGCCAGAAUGCAUCGACUAUGGCAGUAAAACUGUAAAAUGUAUGAACUGCAUGUUUUGAAGCAGGAAAAUUGUAAUAUAGUAAUAUUGAGGCCAAAGUAAUCUCUCUCGGUUAAAGAGAUGGGGAUUGCAAAUACUGCAUUUUGGUGGAGUGCCUACUUGUUGCAGUUAAAUGUACCUGGUCGUAAAAAGAUGUAUAAAAUCUGAAAACAUUGUUUUUUUGGUUUUUAAUUCAUGUAAGCUAGGCUAACUACUAGUAGUAGUUUCAACACUAUGUUUUAAGUUCAUUUUUCUUUAUUUCUGCUCGAAUGGUACAGUCAUGCUCAUCCUUGCUGUUCUGAUUGUUUUCUUUUGAUUUGAAAGUAUUGACUAUACUGGUUUUCAGAAUGUAGUACUAUAUGUUGUUGUUUAGAGUAGGGAAACAUUAAGAAUAUGGCAAUGAGAUUUCCAUCAUCUAAGUUCAACAAAUAAUUAAAUGGCUGCUCAGUUGGAGGAGGGUGGUUGUUCUUCAGGAACUGUUUUUUUAGGGUUUGGUUUCUGGUUUUGUUUUUUAACUUUACCUUCCAGUUUUUGAGCUUAGCCUUCUAUUGUGAAAAUAGUACUUGGGGAAGAAGAAAAAUUAAAGCUUUCUCUUUUAACACAUGGGCUGUCAUGGAUAAAAUCCUAACUUCUAAGAAGGGCUGCCCAACAAAACAGUAUGUAUGGGACACUUUUCUUCCAAGUUUCAUUUGCCCUGCUCUUGUAAGUACAUCAGGGUCUAUGUUGCAUAAUUUAUAUAUUAAAAAAACUUUUUGCUGGUCUUUUAGAUACCAAAAUAAAGCUGUUAAAUGCAGCUGCAUCUCCCUCCUUUUGCACUGUUUUCUAGGGUUGUGUACUCCCUGAAUGUUCAGUCCGGUAAAGGAAACGUUGAAAGGUUAUUAUGGAUUUAAUGACUAAAUGAAUAAGGAAGAAUGAAAUGAUAUGAACUAGCAAGUGGUACAGGGCUACCAGUUGAGCAGUUGGCAGCAGGCAUGUUCCCAUUUAGUAGUUUGCUGUGAAUAUUUAUUCCAAAACAUAAUUGUUCUUGGGGAUUUUUUUUCCCCAUAAAAUGUUGUCACUGAAGAGGGGAAGACGUAUCCACAAAGGCAAAAUUAGGAUGUUCUGAGUUUAGAGCAUUGCCCAUUUUUCUAAGUAAGAGUUUUAGUAUGGUGACAGUUACAUAGCAGUUACUAUGACCCAGUUAGGGCCACUGAUAAUGGUACUAAGUACAAGAAUAAAGUGUAUGAGUAGUUAACAAUCAGCUUUUGGUAUUUAUAACUAUGUGGGUUUUAACUUUUGAAUUCUUUUUUAUGCAUAUGCACACACACACAAAAGAAUUUGACUGUUCAUGAUUCACUAACCUCAGUCUAGAGGGAAUAAACUGUUUUCCAGUCACACCUGUCUAUUUGUAUCAUGUACAUAUGAAAGCAGUCAUUUUAAAUUUAUUUUGUUGAAAUGCUUGCCUGAAUGUUUUUUUAUUUUUUCUCAUGAUACAGUUUUUCCAAUAAGAUGAAAUAAUAAUUAAAAAAAAUCUACUCUCGUGAAAUAACGCUACAUCUCUCUUUCAGCUGUAAACAAGUAUUUGAAAGGUGAAUGUUUAUUGUUGUGAAUUAGUGGAUAAUGGAAUACCUUCAUGCUUUAAACUUGCAAGUAAAUGAUAAAAAAAUCAUAGACGUGAAUAGAAAAACUUAGCUUAUCACGAAGGAGUAGUUCUUCUUAUAUUUGACAAUUCACGUUAUCUAUUCUUCUGCUUGGAUUCUUAAAAUGAAUGGAGAGAAAGAAUAUGUUGGAGUAGCUGUGACUGUUUUUAGCCAGAGGGUGAUGCAUCAUUGUUCUUUACCAAGAUAGGACACAUACAGUAAGCAUGGCUACAGGUCAUUAGCGUGCUUUCGAUUCUUGCCAUGUUAAAUUAUUGGAAACAUUAUGGUAGUACAGAAUCUUCUUGGGGAAAAAACAGCUGAUGUUUCUGGUCAGGCACCUGCUGCCCCAUGGAUCUGUGGCACCAUCUCCAUUUACAUCAUCAGAAUUUCACUGUGAGGUCAAGUUAAGGGAAGAGCAAGGGUGUGGAGUGGGGUGGGGGGUGUAAAUGGGAUGGGACUGACCUAACAGGUGUCCAGGAAACACUGUGGGGAAUGGCAUUAAAAUGUAAACACAGUUGUCUGUGUAAUGGCCUGAGAGUAGAUAGUAAGGAUGCACACUUUCGGGGGCUUGUCUUAUUUUUUGUAAUUCCUGAUGCUGUCUAGAGUUUGUUGUAAGUGUUGUGUGUAUGCAAAUGUCAUACAGCAACAUCCAGUGUAUUUUAUUAUGAUGAGUGUUUUAAGAGGUAUUUUAAUAAAAAGACAUUACUGGUU
Athene cunicularia (burrowing owl) is the source of this 3259-nucleotide messenger RNA. RefSeq names its product twisted gastrulation BMP signaling modulator 1 (gene TWSG1). Gene Ontology annotation, biological process: regulation of BMP signaling pathway. The transcript is spliced from 5 exons. Lineage: Eukaryota; Metazoa; Chordata; Aves; Strigiformes; Strigidae. The record is from RefSeq and is a predicted model, not a curated record. Bases 280 to 951 code for a protein of 223 amino acids.